AUGCAUCAUUCAAUAAUUCAAGUUCGAAACGAAACAACAACGCCCGAGCAUAGACGAAGCGGCGAAAGCCGGCUUCAUUCGGCAACUCUCAGCAAAAAUCGGUAUCCGGCGGCGGUACCCGAGAAAAAACGAAGGCAGCAGCAAAGUGACAACAUGAAGUUGAAGCGCACUAUGUUCGGACGAUCGAUGACGUCAACGGAAGAAUUAACAACUCAUUCGCAGGAAGUGAAUGAUCAUUCAUCGUGUGAUGGCUAUGUUGGCAGCCAUGACGGCCCGCAUCUGACAGCAGCGUCAACGUCAAACUCUGAAAACAGCAACAGAGAGGUUAUGCAGAUUGUAAACAAUACCUGCACCGACAAAACGGAUACGUUUAAACCAGUGAAAAUGAUAACUGUGUACAAUCUUAGUGUUAAAGCUUUAGUCGACUUAGGCAGUGACGUUAACAUAAUUUUAUCAGAGUGUUACAAGGCAUUAGGUCAGCCAAAAGCGGAAAAUGACAAUACUAUUUAA
Molecule: messenger RNA, 510 nt
Organism: Parnassius apollo (apollo)
Lineage: Eukaryota; Metazoa; Arthropoda; Insecta; Lepidoptera; Papilionidae
Source: the annotation of a GenBank genome assembly